UUUUAACAAGGGUCGAAAAGACCUAAAAUGAAGGAAGACUCUCAUUCGAAUGUCGGCACGAUCAAAAGCACUUUACAGCGAUCUCAAUCCCAGAAAAGAGUUCGCAGUCGGUCGUUUCCAGCGAAUCGUGGCACGAAGAGCGCAGGGUGCAACCGGGCGUGCACGGGAACUCGGCUCGAAAGAAGGCGAAAAAGAGGGAGGGAGGAGAGAUCGGAAUCACGGUGGUCAGCCACUUUAUCCUCGUGCACGCAGCGAGCCCGUCGAGCACCACGAGCAAGCACACUGCUUAUGGCGAGGUGUGUGUAGUACACCGCUAUGGGAGUUUGGCAGCAGCGGUCCAGGCUGCUGGCUCUCAUGGUGUUGCGUUACUUUCCCACAGGCGAGUCUCUUCCUUCGUGUGCACUUCUUUCCAGGCUGCGCACCACGUACGCCCACCGUGCACUUGCACACACGCGCAACCGCCAUACAAGCGGGUCGAAAACGGGCAGACAGGUAUGGCGAAUAAAGAGAACGGCAGAAGCACGCAUCUCACCUUGCAAGGCAAACCUGUUCGCCGGUACCUGAACCAAAUCUCACCGUAACCAAGUGUUACGACCUGAAAAUAAUGUUACCUUCGAGCUGAUCUUUAAAUGUCGGGACUGACGGAAGCGAAAUGCUGCAACUAAUACCAGAGGACAGGUUUUGGGAGCUUCGAUCAGAAAUUAUAGAUUGAACGGGAAAUCUCCAGGAAUACCGAGUCAGGUGAUGGGAGAAUUUUGUAUUUCCUUGGUAUU
Molecule: messenger RNA, 773 nt
Organism: Osmia bicornis bicornis
Lineage: Eukaryota; Metazoa; Arthropoda; Insecta; Hymenoptera; Megachilidae
Exons: 2
Coding region: 50-505 (151 amino acids)
Source: RefSeq, a predicted model, not a curated record